AUGUUGAUACAUAUAGCAGUUUCGUGCUGCUUAGCGGCAGCAUGCCUAGCGACACCCCAAGGAUACGGCGCCCCCGGUGGCUCCGGUAGUUAUGGUGGCUCAGGUGGCUCCGGUAGUUAUGGUGGCGCCAACCGUAACUCCGUGGUUCAGGGCAGCGCCCUUCCUAUGAGGUUCUCAGUGUCGAAGGGCUCCCAAGGCAAGGGCUACCUCCCACCCUCCGCUGUAGCUACAGCGCAGCCCCAGUACCAGAGUGGAGGCAACGACUACCAAGGAGGAUCACAAUACCAAGGGUCUACAGGAUCAGGAUCAGGAAAUUAUCAGGGUAGUUCAGGAUCUUCCUACUCCGGUGGAGCCAGUCAAUACGGCAAUGGAGGAGGUUCCCAAUAUACGACGGAGGAUCCCUAUGCUGAACCAGCCAACUAUGACUUCUCCUAUGAGGUGAACGCCCCGGAGUACGCCGUCAUGUUCGGUCAUCAGGAGUCUAGGAGAGACAUGUUUGCUAGGGGCUCGUACAGAGUACUGCUGCCGGACGGCCGCACCCAGGUAGUCGAGUACGAGGCAGAUGAGGAGGGAUAUCGGCCUACGAUUACAUAUGAAGAGGCAACAGGCGGAUACCAGGGAGGAAAUCAAGGAGGAUAUCAAGGAAGUCAAGGAGGAUAUCAGGGAGGCAGCCAAGGAGGAUAUCAGGGUGGAAAUCAAGGAGGAUAUCAAGGAGGCAGCCAAGGAGGAUAUCAGGGUGGCAGCCAAGGAGGAUAUCAAGGAAGCAGCCAAGGAGGGUAUCAGGGAGGCAGUCAAACAGGAUAUCAGGGAAGUAGCCAAGGAGGGUAUCAGGGAGGCAGUCAAUCAGGAUAUCAGGGAAGCAGCCAAGGAGGGUAUCAGGGAGGCAGUCAAACAGGAUAUCAGGGAAGUAGCCAAGGAGGAUAUCAAGGAGGAAGUCAAGGUGGAUAUCAGGGAGGAAGCAGCCAAGGAGGAUAUCAGGGAGGAAGUCGAGGUGGAUAUCAGGGAGGAAGCAGCCAAGGAGGAUAUCAGGGAGGCAGCCAGGGAGGAUAUCAAGGAGGAAGUCAAGGUGGAUAUCAGGGUAGCAGAGCUAACGGAGUUCAGAACGGUGGAGGGUAUUCACAAAAGAAAAACGGAGGCAACGGAAAAUCGUCUUAAGGACAGAAAACUAUUUCAGGAAACCAGAGCGGUGGGUACCAAGGAUCUGGACAGGGGCAAGGUUAUAGAUACUAGAAACUAACACUUCUGAAAACUUUAGUUACCAUUGUUGUUAAAACCCAUUGUUUGUCAUGAUGAUGUAUGUGUAAAGUAUUAUCUAUGUGUAGCCAUGUAAAUAUGAGCUUACGCUUGUGGGAGUGAUGGAGGCCAAUAAAGCACUUACGUUUAACAUGUUUCAAUCAUAUCUUUGUGCCAAGUUAUAUAGGUGGCUUUUCAAAUGCAUAAUAUGUAAAUAGUAAUCAUUUCCAUGUAGUUUGGGGCCAAAAUCUGUAAAACAACCAUAUUUUUAUUUGUAUCUAAUCAAUCCAACGUCCAAUGUAUCUAAGCAAAAUUAAACUCAUAGAGCCCAUAAAAGCUUCCUGAAAAACUAUCGCUUUGUAAGCACAACACUGUUCUGAGAGCUUCAAAAAUAUUAAAAGCCACUAAAAGUGCCAUAACCCUGCCAAGUUUUUCCUCCAGCCUAGGUAAUAGGCAUUUUCAGUAUUUUGUUGUUAACUAUGUUACCAGAGUCAGUAUUUAUUAACAUAUAUGUAUUUGUUAGCCUGUGUACAUAUUGUAUACAAUUUGUUUUGUACUA
Molecule: messenger RNA, 1792 nt
Organism: Macrosteles quadrilineatus (aster leafhopper)
Lineage: Eukaryota; Metazoa; Arthropoda; Insecta; Hemiptera; Cicadellidae
Product: keratin, type I cytoskeletal 9-like
Exons: 4
Coding region: 1-1155 (384 amino acids)
Cellular component (GO): extracellular matrix
Source: RefSeq, a predicted model, not a curated record